AAUAAUAAUAAAAAGAAUUAUUGUGCCAAUCGAAUAGCGUAUAAAAGAUGAAAAUACACAUGAAUGUGAAGAAGUGACUGUUAUUUAGGGAGAGAGAAGGUGAGAGAGGACUUAGGUGGAGAGUGGGGGGGUAGUACGGUUACGGCUCAACUUACCCCACUCCUAUGGUCAACUUACCCCAUACACGGGGUAAGUUGACCAUAGGAGACAACUUUUUUUGGCAUGCUAUAUAAUCAAGACAGUUAUGUUUACACUCAUUCUGUUGGUUUGCAAGGAUAAACAACAUCUUGAAAUAUAUUCAGAUACACUAGUUAGAGUCAAAACUAUGAUUACCUUGAUGUAGUGAUCUGAAAUAUGAAAAAUGGCUCAUCAUACCCCACUCUCCCCUAUAGAGUAGGCUUAUAUAAAUUAACUUUUUAGAAAAUGUAUGUGUCUUGUUGGAUUUCAGUAGGCUAUCAGGUUUGACCUGGGAUAGGUGAUGGGGGUUGCUUCUAUUUCAUUAACUAUAGCACUGCUUGGAAGCAGAGAUUAAAAUAUAUAAAUAUAUUUUCUUAUUAUUUGAUAAAUUUAUCCAAAAAUGUAAAUGUAACUGUCCCCCAGAUAAUGAGAGCCUCACUUAAAAAGAAAGAAUCUGUAAACUUAAUAACUUUUGAUGCUCUGUAAAUUUCUCCAGAUAGCCUUUAACUUGCUGUUUCUUUUCCCUUUUUUAUACAUAUUACUGAGCUUCACUAGAUGAUUCAUAUAAGGAACUCAAGAGCAGUAAAUCCGGAUAUAUAAGGAUAUUUUUGGAUCUAUUCAUCUAUCUAUUAAAUGAAAAUAGUUUAUGGCCAAAUCAUGGUAUAUUACUCUUAUUCUAAAUACUGCAAUGAGGUGAUUGCUCCCUGUGUCAAAGGCUUACAAAAGAUCCCAAAUUCAUCCAGUAGAGGGCUCUCUACAACAGGACGACACCAUUGGUGACCCAUUACGCACAAUACAAUAUAAAUAGCCUCAAUAAAACAAAUAAAUAGAUAGUAUUGAUAAAAAAUGUAAUGGUUUUUUAAAAUGAAAAGUCAUGCGUACUACAAACACGAAACCCCAAAGAAAACAGCGAUGAGUAAAUACAAUUUUUAAUAUGUGAGUCAGAAAAUGACAACCACCGAUCCAUACAUUUUUAUUUUUCAUUUUUACGCCUAUAUCGUAAAAAUCCAACAAAAAAUAAAGAAAUAAACCUACACACAAAACUCACCACAUAACUGUAAGAAAUCAGCACUUCAAUUUCAUAGACCUGAAUAUUUAAAUGUAAAAAAAUACAAUCAAAAAUUGUUCCGAUCGUUAAUUAUUAAAUCAAUUUAAUAGAAGGUGCAAAAGCAGCAUUCUCACAAAAUCUUGAUCCCUCUCAGUAAGUACGGGGUUUAUUUACAGAAAGUACCUUCACACAGUAGUAUAUGGCAAAGAGACAGACAGGAAGCUCAAAAAGGAUGAAAAAAGAGAAACUUUCAAAGGUGGUCUAUGAAGAAAAAAAAAGAAAAAAGAGAGAGAGCAGGGGUCCAGGGGGAGAUUUGUAUGGCACCCUCUCUCCCUGGACCCACAGAGGUCCAGGUCUGCAGACGUCACUGGUCGAGAGGAUCUUUGUUUUCUCUCCACCUCUCGGUGGAGGAAGUUUCUCCACAGCCUGGGACGGGACGGUCUCCUCUGCCGCUCCUCUCUUUCCAUCUCUCGGCUUGUUGGCUCCUGCGCUCACUCUCCUGUAUGGUGGAUAUUCUGCUUAAUACUUCUUUCUUGGAUGAUAUGGGGGAUCAUUCCAAAAGUAAGUUCCUCACUCUUACAGCCUUCUCUUUUAUUGCCGUUUUCUUUACUCCACGGCAUGUCUUUUUAACCUGAUGGUUUAUCACUAUAGUGCAGUUUGGAUACUAUCAAAAACUAACAAAAAGCACUGUAACUAAUAAUCUCUAAUAUCUCCAAAAUAUCCUAAUUUAAACUUGAAAAUUAUCUGAGGUGACCUUUGACUAUCCUGAUCUCCUAAUUCCUCGAUAUUUCAGAGGAGGCCCAUCAAAGCUGUUUGUUGUGAUCUAGCAUUGAGUCUAAGGUGGGGGGUGAACUGAAGGGGGUUUAACAGGGAUGUCUUGGGGAUUAAAAGAGCGCGUGCAAUGUUGCAUUAUUGCAUUCCCCCUUUAUACUCAUGCAGAGAAGUCGGGAAUCGCAAUGUGUGUGGGCUGUGGAAGUCAGAUACACGACCAGUACAUCCUGAGAGUGUCCCCGGACCUGGAGUGGCAUGCAGCCUGCCUCAAGUGUGCAGAGUGCAGCCAGUAUCUGGACGAGACCUGCACGUGCUUCGUCCGAGACGGCAAGACUUACUGUAAAAGAGAUUAUACAAGGUAAAGGCUUUUAUUAUAACUCUUAGAGACUAUGUUUUGCAAAUGGAAUAUAAUGCAAUUAUAUUAUAUUAUAUUAUAUUAUAUUAUAUUAUAUUAUAUUAUAUUAUAUUAAAUAUUCUCUAUACCAUAUUCUCAAUAAAGGUGUGGAAUUCAGAUUCCUCAUGGUUUUCUUUUCACAUGACUCUCAGUAUUUCUGAGUAUGACACCACUGCACUCUCUCCGUCCUUAUUUACAGGCUAUUUGGCAUCAAAUGCGCCAAGUGUAACAUGGGCUUCUGCAGCAGCGACCUGGUGAUGAGAGCUCGGGACAGCGUGUAUCACAUGGAGUGUUUUCGGUGCUCGGUGUGCAGCCGACACCUCUUACCGGGGGACGAGUUUUCUCUGCAGGACGACGAUCUGCUGUGCCGGGCGGAUCACGGCUUGUUGUUGGAGCGGGCCUCCUCAGGGAGCCCGAUGAGCCCGGAGAACAUCCACAGCAGACCGCUUCACAUCUCCGGUACGAUAGAACACACGACUUGCACGACUAUAAACAAACUCAGAGGAGUUCUUCAAAAAUUUAUAAGACGACCAGCGUAUUUCUUUCCCUUCAAAACUUUUGAAAUGUGGGGUAAAUGUUAAAGAAGUUGACUGAAUAGUAUAGUAAUAGUAUUUUUUAGGAGGAAUGGCCCUGUAAGAUAACAAUGGUAGUCUAAAUACUUCCCUGUUAAAGUCGUCCUACAACUUGUCCUUAUGUGGUUUCUGACGUUUUAGGCCUGAAGUGUUUUUGCAGGAUUUUAACCCUUUAAUGCCUUUUGUAUCAUAUUUGAUACAUACUUUUACAUACUUCUAUCACUUAAAAAAAAACCACCUUAAUACAGUCUGAUAAAUUAUAAAAAUGUCCUCUUGUAGUUUAUCAGUUUCCAAGAACAUCUAAUGUAUCAAACGAGGUAAAUAAAUAUAUUUGUUGAAUUUUAAGGACGUUUUGGUUUUUUGGUUUUCAGUAGUAAGUAAAAUAAACAUUUCAGCUCCAUAAAAAUGUGGAAAUUUCUGGCGAUAAUUUGUGGUGUCAGGUAUUUAAGGGCUACAGAAUAACCCCAGCAGCCUAAAGUCUAUGUUUAUUGGCUACUUCCAAUGUUUUGAAAGAAGUUAAUCCAUCUGCCACAUGUUGCCUUUAUUACCAAUUUUAAAAAGCAUAAUAAAAUCAUUCAUUUUUUUAAAUCAAACUUAAUUUCUUUGUGUCUGUGAUCUCCUUAUUCUCUCCAGACCCGGUUUCGGUUCGACAUCCCCCUCAUCACAGGAACCACGUGCACAAGCAGUCAGAAAAGACGACCCGAAUCCGGACGGUGCUGAACGAGAAGCAGCUCCAUACCCUGCGGACAUGUUAUAACGCGAACCCGCGGCCGGACGCUCUCAUGAAGGAGCAGCUGGUGGAGAUGACCGGCCUGAGCCCCCGGGUGAUCCGGGUCUGGUUCCAAAACAAGCGCUGCAAAGACAAGAAGAAGUCCAUCCUGAUGAAGCAGCUGCAACAGCAGCAACACAGCGACAAAACGGUGAGAGAAUUACAGUAUUACUCUGUGAAAAUGAAACCGAUUAGGCCUGAAGAUGCCACACUCAAAACCAGUCGUUUCAGGUUGCAGAAGUUUAGUUUAAACCUGCUUAAAGUGGAUAAAAAUAUAGCCGGUUGUAUAGCAGUUAACUACUAGGCUUUACUGUUUAUUUGCCUUAAAACUCGACAGCAAUAUAACGAUCAGGAUAUGUGCACUUGUGUUCAGCAGAAUUAAGAAAAUAGUGAUCCUUUAUGUUGGCAUUAUUUUAUAUGAGAUAGCCAUGACAAUUUUGAAGGCUUUUGUUAUUACACUGGCACAACAUAGACUGAAAAAAAUACCAAGUUAAAAUGUUUCUUGAAAAGUUCUUAUAAAUAUUGUCUUAUUUUUCAUUGACGUUUCUCCUGUUUCUGCAAAAUAUGUCUAUUCAUUAGAUUUAUAUUACAGGCAGUUUUAUACAUUUUUGCUAUUCCUGAAGAGAAAAAUAAACAAUGUUCAGAGCAGUACGUUCCUAUACAAAACUGGAUUAGAUUUAGGCUAAAAUAUGUUUUUUGUGCAUUUUUUUUUUUACCAAUUAGUCAUAUGGAUUUUCCCUGUUGUCUACUAUUCCCUUACGAUAACCCAUGCCUCUCUUGCAUGUGUCUUUAUUAAGAGACAACAUCUGUCUUCUCCCCUGCAGCAACUCCAUUCUGUGUCCAUUCUGCAGAUUAGGUUAUGGCUAUUUGGAUGAGCUUGACUGUUUUUCUCUCUUCCUGCAGAAUCUGCAAGGCCUGACAGGCACAGCUCUUGUAGCAGGGAGUCCCAUCAGACACGACAACACGGUGCAAGGGAAUCCUGUGGAGGUGCAGACCUACCAGCCUCCGUGGAAAAGCCUCAGUGACUUCGCCUUGCAAAGCGACCUGGACCAACCCGCCUUCCAGCAACUGGUGUGGAUAAAAUUCAUUCUCAAUAAUAAUAAUAAUAAUAAUAAUAAUAAUAAUAAUAAUAAUAAUAAUAAUAAAAGACGAUAUUCCCCAAUGGAAGACAAAAGGGUGAAAAAAGAGACGUUUUUGUUCAAGGCUCAUUGAUACUAUCUCAAGGCUCGUGGGCUAAUGUAUGUGCAAUUCAUUAAAAAAACAGUACUCUGUAAGUACGAAAUUAUUUAUUAAAACCUCAAAAUUGCACCAUAGCCUGAAUUCUAUCAUUUAAGAAUAUUUAAGUGCAAACGAGCUUCUGCCUUUCCCCAAACUAUUUCUCUAUCUCGUGCAGGCCCCCAUGCACAUGAAGGAAUUUGAUGUGAGUCAAGUACGAUUUUAAACCCUUAAUAUUGAUAGGCUAUGUUUAUGUUUGUUUUAGCUUAUACACUCGGUGUGGGAGAAAAAAUCAUUCACAAGUAUCGCGAUUUUUUGUUUUACAAUUUUUAAAUCAAUUUUUAUGUUCAAAACUCGAUAUUUUUUUCAAAUUUAAAAGUAAAUCUUAAAAACUGACUUACAUGUGAUGUGGAUUUUUUGGGGAAAUAUGGUUCCUGGAAUAGUCAGUAGACAACCAUAAUCAUUCAACCGUUUCAUUUGUUUUAAAAAUGCAGACUAGAUAUCGAGAAAAUCGACAAUAUCGUAGAAUCGCAAUUUAAAAUCGUAGAAGAAUCGAAUCGGGAGAAAAGCAUAUGUCCCGGCUCUACUAUACACGUCCCUAAUUAUCUAAGAAAAUGCAAAAUUGGUGAAUAAAACAUUAUCUUUUCAAGAGUCAAUAUUGUUGUAGUUGCGGCAUGGACAUACAGUAUGUUAGCACAUUCUCAUUGGGGUUUCCUCAGACACUAACAGGGACACAAACAUUUAAAAACACAACAUUAAUGUGUACUAAAAAUCAUGUGUUGUAGAUCUGAGUGCGUGUGUUUGUCCCGGCAGGUGUCUUUCUCUGAGUCAGGCUCUUUGGGUAACUCUUCGGGCAGUGAUGUUACCUCUCUGUCAUCGCAGUUGCCGGACACACCUAACAGCAUGGUGCCAAGUCCCGUGGACACGUGAGGAGAGGUCUUGAGGUCAGGUUGAGAGCCCCUGGAGCUCGCGCCUGCGUCUUCCACGUCAGGGUCGCGCGGAGACCUCAGAGACAUUCAAUCAAGAAAAUCGAGAAACGGAGCUGAAUGGAUUUAUGCUUGAGGAGACGUUCACGGUCCAACUGCAGGAUAGGAGAUGUGACGGUUGCCCUCAUAUCUCAGCAUUUAAUCUCUUUUCUUCACGCUCAAGGACAACCCGACUGGACACACAGCUGAUGAUGGACAUACGGGCUUCUACCUUGUCUUUCACCACGAUGCCAUACCUGAACUGGCCAUUACCUGGUUAACAUGGGAUUCAUUCACACACGUGAGCCUAUGUUAGACUUUAAGCCUUCUCCAGGCUGUAGACCUUCUGACUCAGUAUUUAACAGUGUAAACAUGCAUGAUUUGUAAGUUUCAGUAUCAACUCUUGUGAAUGGAUGAAACAGAUGAGACGCGCUUGGUUCGCCGUUUUCCUCAGAAAAUAAGUUAUUAUUAUUAUUUAUUUUAAGGGC
Xyrichtys novacula (pearly razorfish) is the source of this 6399-nucleotide messenger RNA. The record is from the annotation of a GenBank genome assembly. NCBI's taxonomy places the organism in Eukaryota, Metazoa, Chordata, Actinopteri, Labriformes, Labridae.